This is a messenger RNA of Aureobasidium namibiae CBS 147.97, 777 nucleotides long. RefSeq lists its product as uncharacterized. The record is from RefSeq and is a predicted model, not a curated record. The transcript is spliced from 2 exons. The annotation marks the transcript as partial. NCBI's taxonomy places the organism in Eukaryota, Fungi, Ascomycota, Dothideomycetes, Dothideales, Saccotheciaceae.
AUGGCAAUCACUCGUGUCGACCGAAAGGUCCUGGCUCACCUGAUCAACUACUACGUUUCGGACAACAGGAUCGUUGUUGAAACCCUCCGCACAGUACUCGGCCUUUCUGUCAUGCUUGAGCAAAAGUUGAGUCAAGCUCGCAGGCUUCGCCAGUUUGACAAGAUCCGCGAGGCCAGAUCGUUAGAUCUUUACCAGCAGAUUCUCUUUCUCGCCAAAGAGGGACUGGCUUUGACUGAGGUGCACAUUGCGCCACACUGUGGAGAGAACGCGGAAGGAAUCUAUCAGGUCAUGGCUCUCAAGCUGCGUGCAUCGUUCCACCAUAUCUUCUGCCUCUACCACAACACGCCUCCAGUUCGUCUGCUGCGUCCAAACGAGAAGAAGGAACUCAGUAUCUUCAGCAUCAAUUAUAUGGCUAACAGAAAGAGCCAAGAGUUCAACUUGACACCUCCUGUCUUGGCCCACGAACCUGACAAAGUAUCGCCAAAGAUCACGCUCCAGUCUCAUGCAGCCCCUACUCGCCCUCCUGGUCUCGGCAUGAAUGCUACUAACUUCUACGAACCUCCCGUUCCUGCCAGUACCUUCUUGAUGCCUCCCCUGGAUUACACGCCAGAGACCAAGAGACUGUUCGAACGGGCAGCCAAGUUUGCGGAGAAUUUCCUUCACCCUGCUCACCCACUGGUACUCUCUUUGGCUCUCGAACGAGCUACAUUCCUCAUCGACUGCCUCUCAGAUUACGAAAAAUCCUUGAAGGUGGUCAAGAAGGCCGCUCGUGCCGCA